AUGAUGUUCAAUGAUAUUUUUUCACAAUUGAGCGAGGAUGACAGCGACGAUUUAACAUUUGCUAAUGAGAUUCCAAUAAAUUCCAAAGAAGAGAUUGUAGAAACUAGCCCGUCAUGUAGUUCUGUUCGAUUUAUGAUGAAUCCAGUUCGAAUAGGAAUUGAGCAGCCACCGCCAAACCUGAGGCCAAACCCAAUUGCAUAUCCGGUGAAAUGCUUCAAGCGCGAUACGUCAAACUGCAAAAUUUGGCGUGCAAGUCGGCCUAGAAAUCGAGUAAAAAAAAUAAUGCAUUCGGAUAAUGUAAACGUGAUAAGUCUUGGUAAAGAAGUGGCGCACGGUGUCAAAACUCGGGUAAUGACAUAUGCGAGGAGUACGGAUAGAAGCUUAAUCAAAGCCGCUGAAAAUAGCCAUUCACUUAUCGAUAUGAACGCUCUUGUAAAUUCGUUGGAUUGCCCUGGCUACUCAAUUGGAUACGGUUACGCAAUUCUAGGAAAUUGUUUAAUGUGGGAUUUAUUGAAAAAUGAAAUGCAAAACGUGAACCAGACAAUGUCGCGAUGUCAAAGUCAGAGCUUCAUUCUACCGGAACACUUGAGCGCCAUUGAAUUGUGCUUGAGCAAUUUGGACGAUGAUCAUUCGCAAUAUUACACCCCGGAAAUUGAGCCGUUCAUUUCUGUGUGCCUUCGGACCACAUUUGAGAGUCUCGAAUUCAAGGAUGACAUGAAAUUGUUGAAUAAAGCCAAACUUUUUCUUAAAACAUAUUUUAAAAAGGCGUGCCGCCCGCGAUUCCUUAUAUGGCGAUAUACACUUCGUCGGACUAAAACCACUCACAAGAAGACUAUCGAAGACUUGCCGCCCGAAAUUCUCCAAACUAUUUUAAAAUUUUUCAUUGAUUUAUCCGGAUUGGGACGAUUUGAGAAGCCUUUUGCCGAAGUUGAUAAAAACCACGAUUUUUAUUAUACCCUCGGCGAUACUGAUGAAAUCCGCUGCCUCACAUACGUGCGCGUUCGCGAAAUGCGCGACUCGCUCGUUCAAUUCUUCAAAGAAGCCAUAAUUGAUGUGCUGAAUGAGAUUCGAGAAAUGCCGUUCUGCCCGAAACUCGGCAUAAUACGACAUUUACAGCGAAGCGCUGAAAAAGAGAAUAUGGUGACGUGGAAGACGUAUGAGAAGCUGAUUCGGAACGAAAUAGAAGAUCCGAGACCGGAGAAUGUUCACGCGAGGGUGGCGUUUGAGUAUGCUAAUUUUUUUGUGAAUCUUUUGAAGCAAAAAACAUGCUCCUUAUUAAUUGCGCAAUUUGAGCACAAAAUUGCUGGCGUUGAUUCGAAGAAGAAAAUCCACGUGGGAAGUUUUCGCGUGAGCCCCGAUGGCAAUCAGAAGGGGCUUAAAGAGAUUCAAUACUCGAGAAGUGAAACGCAUUUGUCGGAGGUUUUGGAAAGCGUUUGCGAUGAAGCGAAGAACUACAAAUUAGUGGUGAACCCGAAUACGGGAAAAGCCGUGUUUGUGCACAAAGACAGCACGUAUCUGAAAGGGGACGAGUCGAGUCGAACUCGCGCGAAACUUCAAGGAGCCUGCAAUGAUUUUGUCGAUUCGCACGAGGAUGAGAUUAUGCGAUUUUUGAAGCAUGAGCACCCGCAACCGGUGUUCGAGUUUUGCCAUCAACAAAUUUCGGUUUGCACUUCUGUCGAUCUUGCUCCUCUUCCAGAGAAUGAGCCGAAACAAGAGGAAGCAAUGACUUUGGAUGAUAUUCCUGACGAUGAAGUCGAUAGAGAAUUAUAA
Molecule: messenger RNA, 1770 nt
Organism: Caenorhabditis bovis
Lineage: Eukaryota; Metazoa; Nematoda; Chromadorea; Rhabditida; Rhabditidae
Source: the annotation of a GenBank genome assembly